This is a messenger RNA of Protomyces lactucae-debilis, 844 nucleotides long. RefSeq names its product CTLH/CRA C-terminal to lish motif domain-containing protein. Gene Ontology annotation, molecular function: protein binding. NCBI's taxonomy places the organism in Eukaryota, Fungi, Ascomycota, Taphrinomycetes, Taphrinales, Protomycetaceae. Gene Ontology annotation, cellular component: cytoplasm; nucleus. Bases 46 to 759 code for a protein of 237 amino acids. The transcript has 3 exons. The record is from RefSeq and is a predicted model, not a curated record. Gene Ontology annotation, biological process: proteasome-mediated ubiquitin-dependent protein catabolic process.
UGGACACCACCAACCAGUGCUAGGCAGGGCCCCUCGCAUCAUGCAAUGAGGCCCUCACAGGCUACGGCCGCAGCGGAGACGCCAUACUCAAAAAGUGAUCUCAAUAAUCUUGUUCUUAACUUCCUCAUCAUCGAAGGGUACGAAUCAGCUGCCGUCAAGUUUGCAGCGGAAGCAGGACUGCAACCCAAGAUCUCCACCGAGCAUAUUCACGAGCGUGUUGAAAUACGCACGUGUAUACAUCGCGGUGAAAUCACGCAAGCGAUCCAGCUCAUCAAUGAGCUCAAUCCAGAGCUCCUUGACACAGAUCCAGCGUUGCAUUUCAUGCUGUUGCGCUUGCACUUGAUUGAACUCAUCAAACAGCAUCUAGCCUCGCCCUCGCCAUGGUCACUCACGGCUUUGCUUGAAUUUGCAGGAACGCAUCUAGCACCAAGAGCAGCAGCAGAUCCAGCUGCCUUGACAGACCUCGAGCAGACGAUGGCUUUACUCUGUUUUGCACCUGCUGCAACACCACCACUAGGUGCUGCGCAGACUGCCAUCCCGCUCGAUGCAAGUUUAACGUCAUUGCUGGAACCAUCGAUGCGAGCGCGCGUUGCUGAAAGUGUCAAUGAGGGACUUUUGCAGAGUCAAGGGAUCAUGCGAGAAAGCAAAUUACGGGCGCUUGUCAGACUCUUUCUGUGGGGCGAGAAGAAGUGUGGUGAGACGACACAGACUGGUCAGCCUGCCACGGGUACAGAGGGAGACCAGAUGGUCAUAUGUUAAUGAUAUGUUCCGGAUUUAUGCGACUGCGAUGCGUUCUUUUCUCUAUUUCAAGUACAUAAGUCAUGUCAUGAUUUCAAUGGCUACA